GCGCAUCACAGAGCAGUGUUUACUCCGGAAAGGAGCUGGAUUUUGCCCUCUUUGUCCACUCUGUGAGUGUUCUGGGGAAACUGAUCGUAUAUUCCAACGGAAGAAAGCUGUUUCCCAUCAGAAUCAGGAAGCACAAAGAGCCAGUCACUCUGACAGAUCUGCUAGUCAUCCUCAUAAACAUCAUGUAUCACCACCCCAAGCCUCUGCACAGCGAUGCCUCACACUCAGACUCGUUGUCACCCGGCGGUUUGGUGAUGGAGCUGCUGUGGAUGUUGUGUGAGCAGCCGGACUGCGCGGCUGAAUGCCUCCACCAGACCGCUGUCAUGGAGAAGCUGCUGGCUCCCGUGGUCGCUCUACAGAGCGGACAACAGAGCACGCUGAAAUCCCCGGCAGCCACACUGACUCUUAUUGCAGACAUUCUGGCUCGCAUUGCAAACACCGACCGAGGAUUAGCCCUCUUCCUAUAUGAGGAAAACAUUGCUGGGCCCCAGGGGGAGAGAGCCUGUGCUGCUCAUAUCAUCGCACAGUUCACCCUCAGGCUGCUGGGUAACGGACUGCCAUCGUUGAGCGGAUCAGCCGUGUCACAUUCGGUGUGUGGAGCUUUCAUCUUCGUGUGCUGGCAGAUGUACAACACCUGCGAGGGCCUGCAGGUCCUCGAGCCCUACGGCCUUCAUAAAGCCAUAGCGUCUGCAUGGAGAAAGACCAGCUCUUUACCAGAGAGGACAUCUGAAACCUCCUCGCAUGAGAUGACUGAUGAGCUCAUUUGGGAGGAAACUCUGUUGGACAGCCUGCUGAGCUUUGCAGCGACUCCUCGAGGUCUGCUGCUGCUCCAGCAGACCGGAGCCCUGACUCAGUGCGUCUCCUACAUGUUCUCUCGCUUCACCAAAAAACUGCAGGUGAGCCGCUGUGAGAAGUUUGGAUAUGGUGUGAUGGUGACACAGGUGGCAUCAACUGCUCCAGGCAUCGUAGCUCUACGGGAUUCAGGUUUUAUUCAGGAGCUGCUGGUGCAGCUGUGGUCUGCUCUAGAAUGUGGCAGUGAUGAUUUGCAGUUGGCUGUUCCCAAACCGACAUCUAUGGAUCCCAUUGACAGAAGCUGCCUCAAGCCCUUCUUGUCCUUGGUGAACCUCCUAUCAUCCUCUCAGUCGGUGUGGGAGCUCCUGUACCAACAGCCUUUACCCAACAAAAGUGAAUACUCCCUGAGAGAAAUGCCCUCCUCCAUACCAGACUUGAUUGACAGGCUGAUUGCUGUGAAUUCAGACGUGAAGAUCCAUUCCCUGUUCCACUAUGAGCAGUCUCACACUUUUGGUUUGCGACUGCUUAAUGUGCUUUGCUGCAGUCUGGACUCCUUCCUGCUGCUGGAGAACCAGUACAACAUCUGCUCCAUGCUGCUGCAGAGUCAGAGGGACAACAUCACCAACCCUGACAUUAAUGAAGGGGCGGUUAUUGUAGACGGUCUGUCUGUGGAGAGGAAUCAUGUCCUGGUCCGCGUUGGCGUCGUAGGAGGUCCAUCUGAAAGGAGACUCCCCCUUCGAUCCCUUCAGGAGGGAGAGCAGCCAUACCCCUGGCCCAUGGUCUUAUCCUACCCUGUGCCUAACUUCUACACCUUGGACCCGCCAGAGAUUCCCCACACCUCACAAAGCUGUGAGAUAAGUGCUUUUCUGACUUCCUCCAAAGACUCAGAGAGUGAAGAGAGUUGGUUGAAAAAGUGCCAGAAACUGUUCUGCAAAGCUAUGAUGUCCGAGUCCCACAACCUCACUGGGAACGUGCUGGCUGACCUUCUGGAGAGUGUCGUCGUCCAUCUAUCCAACUCUGCCACAGAAUGCUUCUUCUCCUCAGAUCAGUACAAAGCUGCGGUCAAAGAUGUGAAGAAUGUGGAGUUGUCCCGUGUGGAACAGCUGGGAGUCGACAUCUGUCUCAGGUAUGGCAGCUACCUUAAAUUGCUUGGAGGAGAAGCCAGACAUCAUCUGAUUCUGCUACUGAAGCAAAUCAAGAGCUUCCUGUCCAAACAACAGAGGAACCUGUCUUCAGGACUUCUUACUCAGCAGGAGAGUUAUCCAGGUUACGACUGGCUGGCGUCCUCAGUCUUUCUCAUUAUGGGUGGAGAUUUGGACCGCUCUUUGGGUUUGUUGCUCCGCCUCUCCUCCCUGCUCGUGUCUGCAUUCAUCUGGCCUGCAAGGAUACAUGCUUGUGACCAUUUAACUCAAGAGGUGGCCGGAUCAGGAAUCCCUCCAGUCUACUGGUGUACAGCCCACUAUGUGGAGAUGCUGCUGAAAGCUGAGCUACCUCUGGUCCAUUCUGCCUUCAGGAUGUCUGGAUUUACACCUUCACAGAUUUGCCUCCACUGGCUGACUCAGUGCUUCUGGAACUACCUGGACUGGCGUGAAAUCUGCCUCUACCUCUGUACCUGUGUGCUCUUCAGCCCCGACUACCAGGUGUACCUGUGCGUGGCGAUACUCCGACAUCUGCAGCCGGACAUCCUGCAGCGCACGCAGUCCCAGGAGCUACAGAUCUUCCUGAAGGAGGAGCCGAUUCAAGGUUUCAAGAUCGGCGACCACCUGGAGUUUAUGCUGGGUCUGGAACGCAGCUACAGAAGUGAUGUUCUGACUGCCAUGAAAGCUUUUUUAAAACCCUGAGGAGCAAAACAAAUGUUUUUAAAGAAAUUUGAAGGAUUUCACUAUUUUUGUAUAUAGUAUUAAUGGUGUAUCACUCUUUACUGCCAUAAAGGGAACAUGAACUUUC
Molecule: messenger RNA, 2739 nt
Organism: Oryzias melastigma (Indian medaka)
Lineage: Eukaryota; Metazoa; Chordata; Actinopteri; Beloniformes; Adrianichthyidae
Product: TBC1 domain family, member 32
Biological process (GO): non-motile cilium assembly
Source: RefSeq, a predicted model, not a curated record